Messenger RNA from Oppiella nova, 680 nucleotides. Lineage: Eukaryota; Metazoa; Arthropoda; Arachnida; Sarcoptiformes; Oppiidae. The record is from the annotation of a GenBank genome assembly.
CAUACGAUUACGCAAAGAAAUACUAUCUCAUGUGCGGUGGUGUCGGCUGUUCAGCAAACUCUUUGCCCUCACUAUUGAUCGAUGCGUCCAAACACUCGAACGUGUCUUAUAUCUCGAAUACUGCUCCUAACAGUUGGGUCGACGACUAUAACAGUUGGGGAGAUAAUAGCACCCGAUGUUGUCGACUGCAUAAUAGCAAUGUCUCUGAUUUUUGUGAAUCAACAAACAGUAACCCUGAUUGUACUCAUUGUCAAAUAUACAACACCACGUAUUCCAUUGUGAAGACCGAAGAGUUUUACGAACCAUAUCUCAAGUAUUUCUUAAGUGACUUACCAAACGCCCAGUGCUCUAAAGCUGGUGGGCCGUCGUAUGGACCAUACGUUCAUUUGGAUUAUAGUCACGACACAAAACUUCCCAUAAAAGCCUCGUCUUUCAAUACAUACCAUACGGUGCUUAAGAACUCUCAUGACUUCAUAUCUGCCCUCAAAAACGCCAGAAUAUUAGCCGAUAGUAUGACUGAAGGUAUCAAUAGUGAUAAUAAGGGGGAUGACCCUCGAGUGGAGGUCUACCCCUACUCUAUAUUCUACGUAUUCUACGAGCAAUACCUGACCAUCUGGAAGGACACUGUUGUCAAUUUGGUGAUUGCAUUGUCGGCUAUAUUUGUGGUGACCUUCAUAUUC